Messenger RNA from Anopheles darlingi, 2327 nucleotides. RefSeq names its product apoptosis-inducing factor 3-like. The transcript is spliced from 2 exons. The record is from RefSeq and is a predicted model, not a curated record. The coding region runs from base 564 to 2294 and encodes 576 amino acids. Gene Ontology annotation, molecular function: oxidoreductase activity, acting on NAD(P)H; 2 iron, 2 sulfur cluster binding; flavin adenine dinucleotide binding. Gene Ontology annotation, cellular component: cytoplasm. NCBI's taxonomy places the organism in Eukaryota, Metazoa, Arthropoda, Insecta, Diptera, Culicidae.
UCGUAAGGCAACAUACUGUCUAGGGAAGGAAUUUAGCAUUCUAUGCUACAAGGUCAUGGUGGUACCAAGCAUGCCAAUCAUACCUGAGGCCCGUACUUGCUCCGCCAUCAAAUCUACGACAACCUGCAAUGUUCGUGUCCACACGAUUUCAUUCGCGAUCCCUCGCGAUCGCUAAACGUAGGAGGAGAUACGAUAGACGGUCGCGUGCACAAGAAGCGAAACGUGCGCCUGCGAACACAACGACGGCACCGGCACAGGUGGCUCGCUGAUGCCGGUUGUAUCUUGAUGACUGGUACACCAGCGUCCGAGGCUCGUCGGUUGGCUUAGUACCCCACUAGCCUCGGCACCGAAUGCAACACGCUGUCGCGGCGUCGUCAGUCCUACCACCGUAUCCUUCAUUCGCCGUUCAGAUCCAUCGUAGAUGGAGGGCCGAUACUUUAUAGUGUGUUAGUUGAAACAAGAAUUAAUCUGUCCCCAUCAAGGCCCUUUCAGUGAGAGUGCCGUUGAACGUUUCCAUUUGAUCAUAUCUUUGUCCGGUCGGAUUGUCUGUUCGAACGAUCAUAAUGGGCUGCAUAUCGUCCAAGUCCAAGUCAGUAGACAUCUCGAACGUGUCGCUCGAGAAAGCCUCGAAGGUAACCUCAGCGACCACAGCGAACGGUGGUGCUGGUACGUCUAGCGAUGACGAGUACAUCGAGGACGUCGUUUGCCAGGAUGCGGACAUCGGCGAAAACCAGAUGAAGCAGUGCGAGUUAGGAGAGGGCAAGGUCCUGUUGGUCCGCCAGCGCGGUAAACUGACCGCGAUAGGCAACAAAUGUUCGCACUACGGAGCUAUGCUGGUGACGGGAGCCCUCGGCGAUGGUCGUGUUCGUUGCCCGUGGCACGGUGCCUGCUUCAAUGUGGAAACGGGAGAUAUCGAGGAUUUUCCCGGUAUGGAUUCGCUACCGUGCUACCGCGUGACCGUCGGUGAAGGGGGCGAGGUACGCGUCCGGGCGAAACGUUCCGAACUGGCCACCAACAAGCGAACGCGACUGAUGGCACGCCGUGGAUCGGCCAGUGACGAACGUACGUUUGUCGUGAUCGGCGGAGGUCCUUCCGGUGCGACUUGUGCGGAAACGUUGCGCCAGGAAGGGUUCACAGGACGCGUGGUAAUGAUUAACAAGGAACCCUAUUUACCGUACGAUCGCAUUAAGGUGAGCAAAACGAUGGAUCUGAGCGUAGAAAAGGUGUUGCUAAGAACGCAGGCCUUCUACGAUGGAAGCGAUAUCGAGCUGCUGCUCGGUACGGCCGUUACGAAGCUGGACUCGACCGGCAAGGAGCUGACGCUCGACAACGGGUACAAGAUAAAGUACGACAAGGUGUACAUCGCGACGGGCUCGAACCCUCGGCGUCCUCCGAUAGAAGGUGCUAAUUUGCGCAACGUUGCCGUCUUGCGAACAGUGGACGAUGCGAAAUCCGUUAACGGAGAGUUGAGCCCCGAAAAGCAGGUCGUCAUCCUGGGAACCAGUUUUAUCGGACUUGAGGCCGCCGCAUACUGCGUGGGAAAGGUGGCACGAGUGACGGUGAUCGGUCGUGGUGCCGUCCCGCUGAAGGAAUCGUUCGGGGAUGCUAUCGGCCAGCGUGUGAUGGAUCUGUUCCGCGAGAAGGGUGUCGAGUUUGUGAUGAAUUCGGGCAUCAAACGGUGCAUCGAAGGUGAAGCCGGUGCCGUGAAACAGGUGGAACUGGUCGAUGGAACGUUGCUGGAUGCGGACAUUUGUAUCUUCGGUGUUGGCUCAACGUUGUACACCGAGUUCCUAGCCGAGUCGGGCAUUCCGCUCAACCGAAACGGUUCCAUUAACACCGAUCAGCAUCUGGAAACGGAGAUGCAGGGUGUGUACGCUGGUGGUGACGUCGCUAAUUCACCUGUUCUCUCGAACGAAGGUCGACCGGCAACGAUCGGUCACUAUCCACUGGCGCAGUAUCAUGGGCGUAUUGCGGCGCUCAACAUGGUCGGUAAGGCCACGCCAUUGCAGACCGUACCAUUCUUCUGGACGGUAUUGUUCGGAAAAUCGUUCCGCUACUGUGGCUACGGAACGCCUGAGGAAGUUAUCGUCGAUGGCGAUCUGGAGGCGUUGAAGUUUGUGGCGUUCUAUAUCGGUAAAGCGGGCCGCGUCAUAGCGAUGGCCUCGUGUCAGCGUGAUCCCAUCGUGGCCCAGUUUGCCGAGUUUUCAUCGCAAGGAAAAGUAUUAAACAAAAGCGACAUCACGACGAAUCCGUUCGGAUGGACCACCGACCUGACCGGACCAACGACGGUUUAACGCUCGCCCGGACCGGGGGCUCUGUUCGGGCAC